Messenger RNA from Elgaria multicarinata webbii, 8946 nucleotides. RefSeq names its product IgGFc-binding protein-like. The record is from RefSeq and is a predicted model, not a curated record. NCBI's taxonomy places the organism in Eukaryota, Metazoa, Chordata, Lepidosauria, Squamata, Anguidae. The transcript has 19 exons. The coding region runs from base 1 to 8946 and encodes 2981 amino acids. Gene Ontology annotation, molecular function: protein binding.
AUGGGGGCUGAGAUGCUCCUGCAGAUAGCUGUGGGACUGGUCAUGCUAAAUGGCCUAUAUGCCUAUGUGUCACCCAUUGGUACAGAGUUUCUCACAGCCUUCAUGCAGAACCACAAACUGGAACAGCCUGAACCUCAGUUUCAGCUCUUUAUCUCAGGCUACCAUGACUUCACCUCUGUCACUGUCUCAAUCUGCAGUUCCCAUAAAAUGCGCAAGCUGACCAUCUUCAAGGGUAAAACCACGGUGGUGAAACUACCAGCUUAUAUGGAGAUGGCUGGCACUGCUAAAUUGUGCAAAAGUAUCAUGGUAAGAUCAAGUGCCAUCACCACUGUGUUGGCCUUCAGCUCAAAGAAGAAUACAGCUGACACCAUGGUUGUCUACCCCGUCAGCUAUCUAGGUGUGGAAUACUAUGUCGUCACACCUCCUGGAGAGCUUCCCAACACAUACAAGGAGUUCUCCGUCAUUGCAUGGGAAGAUCGCACAGCAGUGGAGAUCCACCUCAAGGGUAGUGUUACAUUCAAGGGGCACCACUACCCAGCGGGCAGCAAGCUGGAUGUUGUUCUUUCACCCUAUGAAGCCAUCCAGCUCCAGAGCCUUCAAGAUCUCUCUGGCACUUUCAUCAGGUCGGUGAAACCUGUGGCAGUCCUGAGCGGGCACACCUGUGCCCAUAAGAAUACCAAUUGCAAUCAUGUGAUGGAGCAGCUGCUGCCAGUGUCUACCUGGGGGCAGGCCUUCAUUGUCCCCCCACUUUCCUUCCAAACGAAAUAUGACCUUGCAUAUGUAGUGUCCUCCCAGACCACCGCAGUCACCCAGGUCACCGGUGGGUUCUAUACAAACUAUAACCUUGUGGCUGGGCAAGUACUUCAGCUGAAAGUCACCCAUUCGGAUCCCAUCUACAUCACAGCCAAUGCUGGCAUCCAGGUCUUCUUCGUCUGCACUGGUGGUACCCAUUCUCAUCUUACUUUUGACCCCUUCUUCAUUAAUAUCCCUGACACAUCCAGUUAUGGCAAAUCCUACACUGUUAAGGGCUGGAUGAACUUUGAGAAUUUUGCAUACAUCAUUGCAAAGACGGCUGCCACCAGCACUAUCAGCAUCGAUAAGCACUCAUUGGGUUCUGUCUCUUGGAGACCGAUUCUAGGAACAGAAUAUUCCUGGACUGAGUUCAGCCUUGGGAUGGAAGACAGGAUCUUUGAGCUGUUAGAUCAGAAGAACGCUUUUGGUGUGCUUAGUUUUGGCAUCGCUGAUAGGAAUGGCUAUGGUUCGGCAGGACUCUCCAAAACAGCUGGUGGAACCUCUCAACCUUCCUGCAGUUCCAUCCAGUGCCAGAAGAAAGACUCUUGCCAGAUGAUUAACGGCCAGCCAAUGUGUGUGUCCAGGUCUAGCGCCACCUGCAGGGCCCAGGGCGACCCUCAUUACCGGACUUUUGACAAGCGGCAAUACAAUUUCAUGGGCACCUGCACCUACACCAUGGUCAAAAACUGCGGCUCAGACACGACUCUCCCAGCCUUCCACAUCACAGCCAAAAACGAGAACCGUGGCAGUCUGCAUGUGUCCUACAUUGGGUUGGUGAUGGUCCAGGUCUAUGGUUAUAGCAUAACUGUGGCCAGAAAGGAGUAUGGCCUUGUCAGGGUGAAUAAUCAGCGCUCCUGGCUACCUAUUUCCCUGAAUGAGGGGAAGUUGAGGCUCUACCAGAGUGGGACCUCUGUCAUCAUUGAGACUGACUUCUCACUGAGGGUCUCCUAUGAUUGGAACAGCCUGUUGUUGGUGAAGAUCUCCAGCACAUUCUUUGAGAAAGUUUGCGGCUUGUGUGGUAACUACAAUGGGGACCCUGCUGAUGACUUCAAGACCCCGGGUGGGUCCUUAGCCCAAAGCCCUGAAGAAUUUGGGAAGAGCUGGAAGGUGGAGGAUGGAGACAAGCACUGCUGGAAUGACUGUCGUGGAGAAUGCAAGGUCACUGGGGAUGUGCUUACCAAGUACAAAGCAGAACCUUUCUGCGGCUGGAUCAGCAAGAGACAGGGCGGCCCGUUCAGCCAGUGCCACCCUGUUGUCGAUCCCAACAUCUUCGUGGACAACUGUGCCUAUGAUCUCUAUAUCUACAAAGGCAACCGAGAGAUUUUGUGCCAAGCACUGAAGAGCUAUGCUGAUGCCUGCCAGAGUGAAGGCGUGACCAUUUCUGAUUGGAGGAAACUCACUGGCUGCUCUCUAUCCUGCCCUGAGAACAGCCAGUACAAGGUCUGCGGCUCAGCGUGUCCUGCCACUUGCAACAACCAAGCUCUUCCUUCUGGCUGCACUUCUGCACAGUGUGUGGAGACCUGCCAGUGUAACGAGGGCUUUGUGUUGGAUGCGGGGAAGUGCAUCCCGCGGGCUGCCUGCGGGUGUGUUUUUGAAGGGCGUCUCUUAACUCCCGGCGAGCAGUUCUGGGGGGACAGCACCUGCACGAGACGCUGUACCUGUGACCCGAAGAGCAAGCAAGUGACCUGCCGGGCUGCCAGCUGCAAGGACAGGCAACAGUGCAAAGUUGAGAACGGCAUACAGGACUGCUACCCAACAGGCUAUGCCACCUGUUCUGCCUUCGGAUACUCUCACUAUCAUAGCUUCGAUGGACAGAGUUUUAACUUCCACGGAACCUGUCUCUACAAGUUCGCUGGACUCAGCAAGAAGAACCCAAGUUUGGUUGAUUUCCAGGUCUUGGUCCAGAAUUCAGGCCAAGGUGGAGGGUCCAUGUCCCGCAACAAGCUGGUCAAGGUUCAAGUCUACGGCCUGGAGAUAUCUGUCAGCUGGGCCUAUCGGGGAAGAGUCAUGGUGAAUGGCUUGCUGACCAACCUGCCAUACAUGAUGGGCCUGGACCAAAUCCGCAUCUACCGAAAGGGAUGGGAUGUUGUGAUCCAAACCGAUUUCAGCCUCACGGUCACCUUUAACUGGCAAAGCCAUGUCACGGUCACUGUGCCUACAACCUACAGAGGUGCCCUCAGUGGUCUCUGCGGCAACUUCAAUGGAGACAAACAAGAUGACUUGACAGCUGGAGGGUCCAUGCCAGCCUCAGAUCCUACAGCCCUGGGCCGUCACUGGAAGGUGACAGACUCUCCAGGAUGUGGAGAGCUCAAUCCAAAGGUGUGUUCAGACUUGGAAAGAAUUGCCCAGCGUCAACGUGGCAGCCGUGUAGAAUGCGGACUCCUUGUGGACAAGAACGGCCCAUUCAGGGAGUGCCAUGGCAAAAUCGACCCGGAGGUGUUCUUCAUGGACUGCACAUAUGACUACUGCAUCUACAAUGGCCAGCAAGCUGUGUUGGGGCAUGUCAUUGCUGCUUAUGCCUCAACCUGUCAAGCCGUGCAGGUGACCAUCUAUUCCUGGACAGUCCACAUACUUUGGAAGCCAGUCUGUCCCCCAAACAGUCACUAUGAACUCUGUGCCAGGAGCUGUCAACAGACAUGCAGCAGCCUCUACUUGCCUCUGCGUUGCUCAGAGCACUGCACCGAAGGGUGCAUCUGCAAUGAAGGCUUUGUGCUCAGCGGUGACCGCUGCAUCCCCAUGUCUCAGUGCGGCUGCAUGUUCCAAGGGCAGUACUACAUGGCCGGGCAAACCUUCUACCCAACCAGCAAUUGCAAUGUGGAGUGUGCGUGCCAGCCCGGCGGAGCCGUGGCCUGCAAGGAAAUCUCCUGUGGCCCCGACAAGGCGUGCAGGGUACUGGACGGCACCCGAAAAUGCCACGCGAUUGGUUCGGCCACUUGCACUGCCUAUGGCGAUCCGCAUUACAUCUCCUUUGAUGGAUUCCGCUUUGACUUCCAAGGCACCUGCACCUACAUCCUUGCUGAGGCUGCCAACACAGGCAAUAGGAACCUGGCUCCUUUUACUGUCAUGCAGAAAAAUCGGCCCUGGAAUGGCAGAAAAGUCUCCGUCACUAAGAUGGUGUCUGUGGAAGCCUAUGGCUUCACUCUGACCAUGCUGCAAAACAAAAAGGGAAUGGUCAAGGUGAAUGGAGUGUUCCUGUCUCUUCCCAUUGUCCUUUCUGAUGGACAUCUCAGAGCUGAUCAGCGGGGCACUAAAGUUCUGAUACAAACUGACUAUGGUCUCAUUGUGAGCUACGAUCUGGUUUACCAUGUCACCGUCACCAUUCCAAGCACUUACAAGGGCCAGGUGCGAGGCCUCUGUGGGAACUACAAUGGGCAGAAAGAUGACGAGUUCCUCCUUCCCAGUGGCCAGGUGACUACUGAUGUGGCUGCAUUUGGCGCUGCCUGGAAGGUUUCGGUUCCUGGGGAAGAUAGAUCCUGCUCAGAUGGGUGCUCUGGAAAGAGCUGCCCAGUCUGUGAGGAAAGGAAGAGGGGCAUUUUCAAACAGAGCAACUACUGUGGGAUCCUCACUGCCUCUGAUAGUCCCUUCAGAGCUUGCCACAGCAAAGUGGAUCCCAGUAUGUACUUUAAUAACUGCAUCUAUGAUCUCUGCCUGGGCAAUGGGGACAGUGAGGUCUUGUGCCAGAGUAUCCAGAGCUAUGUGUCAGCCUGUCAAGAAGCCAAGAUCACCAUCCAGCCCUGGAGGAAUCCAUCCUUCUGCCCUCUGAGCUGCCCUCCCAACAGCCACUAUGAAGUCUGUGCAGAUCUCUGCUCCGCUGACUGUGCUGGGAUUACUGACUCCAGAACAUGCCCCGAGACUUGCACAGAAGGAUGUCAGUGCAAUGAUGGCUACUUCUUCGAUGGUCUUGGCUGUGUCACACCCAAUGAAAUGGCCCUGCUGAAUGAAUGCCAGCAACUCUGCACAUGCAAGCCAGGCCAGGGAGUCACCUGCCAGUCCCACAGCUGCACUGCUAGUGAGACCUGCAAAGUCCAGGAUGGGAUCAUGACCUGCGUCAAUAAAGAUCUUUGCAAAAAGUUGACAUGUCGGACCAAAGAAACAUGUAAAGUACAGGACGGAGUAGCGAAGUGUGUCCCGAAUUACAGCGAGACCUGCUGGGGUUGGGGAGAACCCCAUUACCACACCUUCGAUGGCCUGGACUUUGACUUCCAGGGCACCUGCACCUACACAAUUGCCAAGUAUUGUGGCAGUGACACCACCCUGGAGCCAUUCACGGUGGAUGAGAAGAAUGAAAACCGGGCUAGCCAGGACAUUUCCUACCUGAGAGUAAUCACUAUCUAUGUGUAUGGGCAAAACAUCUCCAUCUACAGGAAGGAAGAUGGUAAAAUCCGGCUAAACGGUGUCCUCACUAGCUUGCCAGUGACUCUGAAGGAUGGGAAAAUGCAGAUAUUCCAGAGCGGCCUGAAAGCCGUGCUGGAAACGGACUUUGGCCUGCAAGUGUCCUUCGAUUGGAGCCAGCUGCUGGUCAUCACCCUGCCCAGCAGCUACUAUGGCGCUGUCUGUGGCUUCUGUGGGAAUUUCAACCAAAACCCGGACGAUGACAUGGUGACCUCCACCGGGAAAAAGGCCACUACUGUGGUGGAGUGGGCUGGAAGCUGGAAAGUGCAGGACCGUGACCCCUUCUGCUGGGACGUCUGCCACGGGAGCUGCCCUAGAUGUGAAGAGAGCAAACGGCAGCUCUUUGGAAGCGAAGAAUUCUGUGGGCUGAUCUCCAAAUUGGAUGGGGGGCCCUUCCGUGAAUGUCAUCGCAAGUUAAGCCCCAAUGGUUUCUUCGACAGGUGCAUCUACGAUGUCUGUCUCAAUGGGGGUGCCAAAAAUACACUGUGCCAAGCAUUGGAUGCUUAUGCUAGCAACUGCCACAAAGAAGGCGUGAUCAUCCGGGACUGGAGGCAGCGGAGCGGCUGUGCUUUGCCCUGUCCUGAGAACAGCCACUAUGAGGCCUGCGGAAAUGCCUGCCCAGCCACCUGCUCCAACCGAUCUGCUCCAUCGACUUGCAAAAAGCCCUGCGUGGAGACCUGCCAAUGCGACAAAGGCUAUGUGCUCAGCUCUGACAAAUGCGUCCCAGUGGGGAGCUGUGGCUGCGCCCACAAUGGCCUCUACUAUAAGCCCAACCAGCAGUUCUGGGCUGAUGAGAAAUGCACCUCUCGUUGCCGGUGUGAUCCCCAGCUGGGCGUAGUGGAGUGCCAGCCAGCCCGCUGCAAGGCUAGCGAACAAUGCAUCACGGUUGAUGGGAUACGGGACUGUCACCCCAGAAAAUAUACCACUUGUGCAGCAACUGGGGACCAUCACUAUACCACCUUUGAUGGGAAGAGAUAUGAUUUUACCGGCACUUGCAUCUACCAGCUGGUUGGGCUCUGCUCCAAGGAUCCUUCUCUCACUCCAUUCACCAUCAAGAUCCAGAACAGCCAAGGCAAUAAGACAAUGCCGUUCUCUUCUGUGAUUACCCUGGAAGUCUAUAAUAGGACCAUUACAAUUUGCCAGAAGUAUCCUCACACAAUACAGGUAGACGGAGUGUUUAUGGAUUUGCCCUUUUACCAUGAAGAUGUGAUCAAGGCCUACAUCAGCGGAGCCCAUGUCCUCGUAAUGACCAAGUUUGAUCUUACCGUGACCUUCAGCUGGAACAGACUUGUCCAUGUCACUGUUCCCAAAACGUAUCUCAAUGCAGUUUGUGGUCUCUGUGGCAAUGACAAUGGGGAACCCGGUGAUGAUCUGAUCAUGAAGGAUGGGAGACAGGCGGCGAAUGCCAUUCAGUUUGCUGAGAGCUGGAAAGUAGGUGAGAUUCCUGGUUGUGUGAAUGGAUGUACCAGGAACUGCCCAGUUUGUUCUGAAGCACCAAAACAAAUCUACAAGGGUGAUCAGUACUGUGGGAUCCUCUCCAGAAAGGACGGACCCUUCAGGCAAUGCCAUGAAGUGAUCGACCCAACGCCGUACCUUGACAACUGUGUCUUUGAUGUCUGCCAGUACAAGGGACACCAUGGAACUCUCUGCAGUGCUGUCAGUGCCUAUGUUACAGCCUGCCAAGCUCAGGGCAUCCGGAUUGAGCAGUGGCGAUCACCCUCCUUCUGCAGACUUUCCUGCCCACUUAACACACACUACGAUCUCUGUGGAAAUGGUUGCCCUGUCACAUGCCACGGCCUCUCUGCUCCUGACGGGUGUAAGACGUCCUGCAAAGAAGGCUGCUAUUGCAAUGCUGGCUUUGUCCUCAGUGGUGACCAGUGUGUCCCCAAGGGAGACUGUGGCUGCGUAUACAAGGGAAGAUACUACAAAAAGGGAGAUGAUUUCUUCCCCGAUCCUUCCUGCCAGGAAAGAUGCCGCUGCAAAGACAAUGGAAUCGUGGAAUGCCAGAAGGUCUCCUGUGGGGCCCAAGAGGAAUGCAGGGUAAAGAAUGGCGUCCAAGGCUGCCACCCCGUUGGCUGUGCAAAAUGCAGUGUGACCAGAGGAAUCCACUACCUUACCUUUGAUGGACAGACCUUCACCUUCCCAGGUUCUUGUGGUUACACUUUGGCCAAAGUCUGCAGCAGGGAUCCUGAGAUUGCAAGGUUUUCUGUGGUUGUGGAGAAUGAGAGCUCUGGAGGCAAAGUUCUGCCAAAGAUGGUUGUCAUCACUGUUCAUGGUUACAUCAUCACUCUUGUGAAGGGAAUGGCCUGGAAGGUUAUGGUGGAUGGAGAGGCCUAUGCCCUGCCGCUGGUGUUAGGGAGAAGAAACGUCUGGGUAAAUCAAGAGGGGAAGAAUAUUGUACUCCAGACCGAUUUUGGCUUCAAGGUCUUCUAUGAUUCUUCCCAUUAUAUCAUGGUGUUAAUCCCCAGCUCCUACCAAGGACAUGUAUGUGGCCUGUGUGGCAACUUCAAUGGCGUCCGGAGCGAUGAAUUCCAACUGCCCAAUGAGAAGAGCACACGGAACGUGACAGAAUUCGCAGCAUCUUGGAAGGUUUCAGGCAACAGUGCCAGCUGUUCUGAUGAGUGUGAGCAGAACUGUCCCUUGUGCGACGCCAUCAAGACGAGGCCAUAUCAGACCAAGGGCUUGUGCGGGCUGAUCGAAGCUGCCUCUGGCCCUUUCAGUGAAUGUCACAGCGUGGUGAAGCCGGCUGAGUAUUUUAAGCAGUGCCUCUAUGACAUGUGCACUGACAAAGGAGCAAACAAAACCCUCUGCCAGAGCCUUCAGGCAUACGCGGCUGCGUGCCAAGCCGCUGGAGCAAAUCUCAAGGCUUGGAGGACAACCUCCUUCUGCCCCUUCACUUGCCCAGCCAACAGCCAGUAUGAACUGUGUACCAGGUCUUGUGAUCUCACCUGCGCAGGCCUAUCUGCUCCCACCCUGUGUACCAAGAAAUGCUUUGAAGGCUGCCAGUGCAAUGCUGGCUAUGUGUCUGAUGGGGUAACAUGUGUGUCCAUGGACAGGUGUGGCUGUGUGCAUGAUGGGCGCUACAUCAAGGCUGAAGAAACCGUCAUCAACAAGGACUGCUCCGAGAAAUGCACCUGCCACGCCUCAGGCCGCCUCACCUGUGAAGGGAUCAGCUGCAGGAAAGGGGAGACGUGUGCCCUCAAGGAGGGCGUCCGAAGCUGUGUGAGGCAGGAAGGCCAGUGUACCCUCACCUUAGGAGCCCAGCUCACCACCUUUGAUGGUGCCUCAGGGGAAAUACUAUACAGUGGUAUCUAUGAGGUGGUGUCUCUCUGCAACUCCACAGCCCGUACCUGGUUCCGGGUGAUGGUGGACGUGAGAGAUUGCAGCAGUGGCGAGGCGAGGGCUGCUGCUUCGGUCUACGUCUUCUUCCGACAGGCCUUUAUUGCCAUUAACAGGAACAAGGAGGCUUGGGUGAAUGGACAGCCGGUGCAGCUACCAGCAACUGUUUCUGAAGAAGUGUCUGUGAGCCUCCUCCAAGAUGUUGUCACGAUCAGCCAUAGGACUGGCCUUCGGGUUCUCUUUGGCCUCAGAGGGGAAGUGACAGUCUCAGUCAAAAGCAGCCUGGCAGGCAGCCUGUGUGCAUCCUGUGGGAAUUUCAAUGGUGACAGCUCUGAUGACCUGGUACUACCGAACGGAAAGGUUGUGGGGGACAUCUCUGAGGUCAUUGAUGCUUGGCAAGCCAGAGACUUUAUGGGCUGGUGA